Messenger RNA from Neltuma alba, 1110 nucleotides. RefSeq names its product probable leucine-rich repeat receptor-like protein kinase At2g33170. The record is from RefSeq and is a predicted model, not a curated record. NCBI's taxonomy places the organism in Eukaryota, Viridiplantae, Streptophyta, Magnoliopsida, Fabales, Fabaceae. Bases 1 to 1110 code for a protein of 369 amino acids. Gene Ontology annotation, molecular function: protein binding. The transcript has 2 exons.
AUGUGCGUGUUAGUUCGUGGUUACGCAAGAUCUGAUGAGUUUGAUAUGAUCAAUAUGGGAAAACCUUCCUCCUUUGUCUUCCUCAUCAUCUUGCUUCUUUGCUUAACAGUCACCUUAGCUUCCAUUGAUACGAACAUCAAUACUGACAAAUCUGCACUUCUUACUCUUAAAUCCUUUAUCACCUCUGAUCCAUAUGAUUUUUUAGCUAAUUGGUCUGUCUCUUCUUCUCCAUGCAGCUGGGCUGGUAUCACAUGCAAUACUCAGCAUGGAAGGGUCCAUUCCGUGAAUCUUAGCAGCAUGAAACUUAAGGGCACCAUAUCUCCACAACUAGGAAAUCUCUCAUUCCUUGUUGAACUUGAUCUCAAUAAAAACAACUUUCAUGGUCAAAUCCCACAAGACUUAGUUCGAUUACGUCGAUUGAGACUAUUCAAUUUGAGCUAUAAUCACUUUCAUGGACAAGUUCCGACAUGGAUAGGAGAUUUAUCUCUGCUUGAGCACUUAAGUUUUCAAAAUAACAGUCUCAAUGGAUUUAUUCCAUUAUCUCUGUUCAAUCUAUCAAGGUUAGAGACAUUAGAUUGGAAUUCCAAUCUCAUUGAAGGUACCAUCCCACCAAAGAUAGGAAGUCUAAAGCACUUGAAGAAGUUAAAACUUUCAAGGAACAAACUUUCAGGAGCAAUUCCACAAACAGUUUCCAACUUGUCUUCGCUUGAGUUGCUUUGGUUGUCUUAUAAUAGUUUGUCAGGGAGCAUCCCAAGUGAGAUUGGGAAUCUUUCACAAUUGAAGAAAUUGUAUCUUGGAAGUAAUCAACUUGCUGGCUCACUACCAUCUUCAUUAUUCAACAAUUCAGUGCUGCAAGACUUCCAACUUGGAAUAAAUAACUUAUUUGGCAAUCUCCCAACAAAUUUGUGUGUUGGGCUUCCAAAGCUACAAAUAUUUUAUGUGAAUGGAAAUGAUUUGGAUGGCGAAAUACCCUCUGCUUGGCAUCAAUGCACAGAAUUAUUAGAAUUACAAUUGGGGCAUAACAAAUUCAACGGAGGAAACAUACCAAUUGAUUGGAAAUCUGACCAAACUUCAGUUGCUAUAUGUUCCCAGCAGCAACCUGCAAGGUAA